Molecule: messenger RNA, 365 nt
Organism: Staurois parvus
Lineage: Eukaryota; Metazoa; Chordata; Amphibia; Anura; Ranidae
Source: the annotation of a GenBank genome assembly
CUGGGGAGACCAGAUAUAGUGAAUGCAGGGUCUGGGGAGACCAGAUAUAGUGAAUGCAGGGUCCGGGGAGACCAGAUAUAGUGAAUGCAGGGUCCGGGGAGACCAGAUAUAGUGAAUGCAGGGUCCAGGGAGACCAGAUAUAGUGAAUGCAGGGUCCGGGGAGACCAGAUAUAGUGAAUGCAGGGGUCCGGGGAGACCAGAUAUAGUGAAUGCAGGGUCCGGGGAGAGCGGAUAUAGUGAAUGCAGGGUCCGGGGAGAGCUGAUAUAGUGAAUGCAGGGUCCAAGGAGACCAGAUAUAGUGAAUGCAGGGUCCGGGAGACCAGAUAUAGUGAAUGUAGAGUCCGGGGAGAGCUGAUAUAGUGAAU